This is a messenger RNA of Sus scrofa (pig), 1094 nucleotides long. The record is from RefSeq and is a predicted model, not a curated record. Lineage: Eukaryota; Metazoa; Chordata; Mammalia; Artiodactyla; Suidae.
CCUGAUCCGCAGCAGCCGCUGGCCAUGGCCUCAGGGACUGGAGGGAGCUGGGGUCAUCCCUCAGCCCAGUGUGCAGCCCCGACGCCCUGGGUGACCAUUCUACAGCCCCUCCCGUGGGCCAUCCCAGCUCCGUCCCCACAGCCGGGCAGCGUGAAGGAAGACCUGCUGGAGCUGAUGAUGCUGCAGAACGCACAGAUGCACCAGCUGCUUCUGAGUGGCCAGGUGGCAGCGGUGCUCAACCAGGUGCCGCCCUGGCCCUGCCUGCAGGUGCGUGGACUGGGGAUUGGGGACUGGGGGUGGGGGGGCUACCAGGGCUGCCCACCUGCAGGGCCAGAGGUGGGCCUGCAUCUGGGGUUUGCCCCCACCUUGAGAAGAAGGACCAGGCAACAGAGGAGCCAGAAGCCAAGCCCAUACCUAUCUAGGUCUGUUUGGCAUCUAUUAUGUCUCAGGCCCCAUGUCAGCCUCCAUGGCAGGGAGGUAGGGGCUCCUAAAAUCUCAGGUCUUGUUUUCAAGGUUUCCUGCAGUGUAUCCCGCCAGGGACUGCAGGUCGUAGAGGGUAGACCCUCAGUAGGGACUCUGUUGCUAUUUGUUGAGCAAAUGAGUGGGGGCAGGGAGAGCUGGAUCCUGUCUCAUCCGCCCUCCCUUCUGCACAAUCCUCAGGUCUACCUGGAGGGUCAACGAGCGAGUGAGGAGGAGGAGGAGGAGGCGGCGGACGUGCAGGAGGAGGGGCCUUUGGUGGUCCACCACCACUACCUGCCCUGGCCCACGCCCGUCCUGGGCGCCCUGCAGCCCGGGCCAGCCCCCCUCCUGUCCCCUCCCCUCCAUCAGCCCCACUCGCAGGACGCAUCCAGGAUUCAGCACCGCCCUCCUGCCUCUGGGAAAAGGGGGCCGAGGGCCGUGCCCCCACCCCCGCCCCCCAGUGCCACAGGGACUGUGGGUGCCGAGGUACCCCCAGCUUCAGACUACUAUGAUGCCGAGAGCCUACAGUGAGGACAGACGCUGGCCUGGGUUCACCACUGGCUUGGAAACAGCUUCAGAACGCUCUAGAGCCUGCCAACCCUCCUUCUUUCCCCGCUCACCCCCAGACAAGCCGU